Molecule: messenger RNA, 1229 nt
Organism: Cataglyphis hispanica
Lineage: Eukaryota; Metazoa; Arthropoda; Insecta; Hymenoptera; Formicidae
Product: phosducin-like protein
Exons: 4
Coding region: 318-1166 (282 amino acids)
Biological process (GO): regulation of G protein-coupled receptor signaling pathway
Source: RefSeq, a predicted model, not a curated record
CACGAGUGCAGUCAGUUCAGCUCAGCUUUAAUACGUCAAUGACGAUAUAAGAGAGGCGAUUUUCUUUAUUUUUUUCUUUAAAAAUCUGUAAAAUAUAAAUAUGCACUAUAAUAAUGCAUAAUAAAAAUAUUAAUUUGCUCUGCUGAUGUAAAAAAAAAAUUAAAACUUUAACUAUACAAUAUCUUAAUCUUAACUACUCAAUAAUAUUCAACGUUUUUUAAAUUUAUCAAUUAUUUCGAGUUUUUAAUAUUUUAAAAAUGUGUUUCUUCGAUUAAAAUACAGGUGUAUAUAAUCCACUGUUGUAAAACCCUGACAUAAUGUCCACUUUGGAGGAUAAAAUUUUGGGAGAGAAGUUGCACUACUAUUGUAGUUCGAGCGAAGAUGAGGAAAAUGAUGAUUCUGGAGAUUCCGAUAAGGAAUAUAACAAUGUGAAAUGCACUGAGGAUAGUGCACAAUAUGCAGCGCCUGCAGAAUGGGAUGGAGUUUCCAAUAAUACAGGACCUAAAGGUGUCAUAAAGGAUUGGCAAAGAUAUAAGCAACUAGAAGCAGAAAAGCGAGAAUUACAAGAGAAAGAAAAAUUGGAAUUGAUUAAAAAACUGAGUUUAACAUGCCGCAGUGCUUUGGAUGAGGAGAAAGAAAAGCUGAAUGAGACAGAUCCAGAUCUGGUAAAUUUAUUGGCUGAUGAAUUCCUAUUGGAAUAUCAGAAACAGAGAAUGAAAGAGAUGCUAGCAAAAACAGAGAAACUUUGCUUUGGAAAAGUCAUUGAUUUAGAGAGUGCUGAUCAAUUUUUGCAAGCUAUUGAUGAUGAAGAUAAAUCAGUGACUAUUAUUGUUCAUAUUUAUGAAGACAAUGUACCUGGCUGUGAAGCUAUGAAUGGAUGCUUGAUAUCUCUUGCUGAAGAAUAUCCUCAUGUGAAAUUCUGCAAAAUUCUAGGAUCAAUUGCAGGCCUCAGCAAACAAUUUAAAAAGUUCGGCGUACCAGCAUUAUUGGUAUAUAAAAAAGGACAAAUUAUAGGGAAUUUUGUACAUAUGACAGAUCAUUUGGGAGUGGAUUUUUACUCAUCAGAUUUAGAAAUAUUUCUCAUUGAACAUGGAAUACUUGCAGAUAAAAAUUGUGUACCUCUCAUCAUCUCGAAGAACGAAAACAAUACAUCUGAUAAUGAAUAACAAGAAAAUUUAAUAUUUUUAUCUUUUUUAAGAUAAUCUAUUGCGAGAGAUCUUUUAAUUAAG